Molecule: messenger RNA, 1686 nt
Organism: Fusarium graminearum PH-1
Lineage: Eukaryota; Fungi; Ascomycota; Sordariomycetes; Hypocreales; Nectriaceae
Exons: 2
Coding region: 215-484 (89 amino acids)
Biological process (GO): mRNA splicing, via spliceosome; spliceosomal snRNP assembly
Cellular component (GO): catalytic step 2 spliceosome; U1 snRNP
Molecular function (GO): RNA binding
Source: RefSeq, a predicted model, not a curated record
GGCCUCCACAGCUGUUUAACCGGAGAAAUGCCGAUGGAAUUGGACAAAUUUUCUCCUCAGGCACGCGGUGAGGAACUAAACCCAAUACGUUUGACGCGCCCGUCCUUUCGCAGCCACCAGAAAGCUCACUCAUCAACCUCAAAUUCGACGCUCAAUCUCAUUCACCUAAUCCCAGCUCAGCUCAUUGCGACUCCAACCCGACACAACCGCCAAUAUGAGCUUCGCACCCAUCAACCCCCGCCCUAUGCUUGAGGAGCUCGUCAGCAAGCAGGUUCUGGUUCGCCUAAAAUGGGGGGAGACUGAAUACAAGGGCACUCUGGUCUCGAUAGACAGUUAUAUGAACAUUCAACUUUCCGGUACCGAAGAGUACAUCGCCGACAAGCCCACUGGUUCUUUGGGACAAGUACUGAUCCGAUGCAAUAACGUGCUAUGGGUGCGCGCAGCUGAUGCAGGAGGCGACGCGGAUGCUGCCAUGUCUGGUUAAUCUUAAUCUCUAUGGAAGGCGAUGGGACUAUCUGAUCUGAGGGAUAGAGAGGAGGAUACGGCGCUCUCGACAACGCAGAGAUUUAAUCUAGUAUGAGCCCUGCGCCCGGGACCUGCCCUGACGCGACACCGCUUUUUUCAACCACCAAAAACUACACCCGAGGCUGAUUUCAUGUACUCACGGACGCUUCAUCGCGACGCCGCAGUUGUCGACUUAUUUCAAAAUUUAGAUAUGAAUUCCAGGCGGACGACUCACGCAGCCUACAGAAUGGCAGGGUUGCUGGGUCUUAAUUCUUAUUUCAACUUCUGAGCAAGACCAAAUUUCUCUCCGUUCACGUGUGCUCUUUCCGGUCAAGAGUUUCAACUUAACCUCACACUGGUUAUAUGCGCGAUAUCGAGGGCUCAAAAGAUUUACUAUCCUGUUGACACUUGAGACAAAAAUCAACAAUUGUCUUGAUAUAAGACUGUGAUGGCGCUGGAUUUUCACGAACCCCCAUUAGAGGGAAGUCAAGUUUUGAAACUCCCAAAUCUCACUCGACUCAUGGUGACUAUGGAAUCAGCCUGUGGGAUGCCGAUGAGCUUCCAUAGGGAAAGACACUUCCUUACCACCACAAACUAUUUGGGUUUGAAAACGACUCGUUUCUUCGCAACAAGUUAACGUAUCUACAAGACAAAGCUUGCAACAAGAUCUUAUCCGCUUUCAACGUGAUAUAACGCAGUGGUCGGCAUUGAAGCUGAUGCCAUUUACAAGUUUGGAUUACGUAUUUACCAUGUCAGUUCCCUACUUCCUACCUGAAGUCUGAAGUCUGAGAAAAAGUCAUUGACAUUUAUUAUAUACAUAUUACUCCCAGUGAGUGAUAAAUGCAGCUUGGGAAAACCGUUCGUAGUGGUUGCUGUCUGGUUACUCACACUACCUGCAAGUCAACCAUGAACCAAUAAAAGAUCUCGAAAACUUAUAAUAAAAAUCUACUCAUCUUUUUACCCCAGGAGAAUGAUGGAUAUGUAAAGAUAUAUCAAGUCCAUGUUCUUCCAGCCCGUUUCCUAUACAUGAAAGUUAGCUACGUCUAGCCAGCCAAGACACGACGUAGCCAACUGAUCGAUUGGUAUGCCCAAAACAAGGAUCCCGUACAUUGCUGUAUUUACGUUUUCACUAGACUGCGGGUUGUUCGUAAUUAGACACAGUUGAGUCAGGACACAGAAUAC